This is a messenger RNA of Plasmopara halstedii, 546 nucleotides long. Its product is annotated as protein tyrosine phosphatase. Lineage: Eukaryota; Oomycota; Peronosporomycetes; Peronosporales; Peronosporaceae. The record is from RefSeq and is a predicted model, not a curated record. The coding region runs from base 1 to 546 and encodes 181 amino acids. The transcript has a single exon.
AUGGCAAGUGCAUUAUUCGUGUGUCUAGGGAAUAUUUGUCGGAGUCCGGCAGGCGAGGCAGUGCUCAAAGGCAUUGUGAACAAGAAAGCGGGUGCAAAUGCAAGCUCCUUUCGAAUUGAAUCGUGCGGUACUGGAGGAGGCAAUCCGAACUGGUACAACGUCGGUGGCUGGUCGUACCAUGAGGGAGACUCAUCGGAUUCGCGCAUGACGAAAGAAGCCAAGAAACGUGGCUAUGUUAUGACAUCGCGAUCACGUCCACUUAACAAGAUGGACAUUGAUGAAUUUGACUAUAUCAUCUGCAUGGAUGACAAGAACAAAGCGGCGGUGCUGGAGGCUGCUAUGGCCUGGGGCGGCCCAUCAUGUCGUGACCUCGCCAGGGACAAAAUCUCAAUGAUGACCGAUUAUUGCAAUACUUUCAAGGAUGCCACUCGUAUUCCGGAUCCGUGGUACGAAGGCGGUUUCGACCACGUGCUUGAUCUUCUAGAAGACGCUUGUGAAGGUCUAUACAAUCACCUGAUGGCCAGAAAUGAGCAGUCGAAGAGCUAA